Durusdinium trenchii is the source of this 998-nucleotide messenger RNA. NCBI's taxonomy places the organism in Eukaryota, Dinophyceae, Suessiales, Symbiodiniaceae. The record is from the annotation of a GenBank genome assembly.
CUCCGACUCCAACCAACCCACAGCUAUGAGCAAUUGCCCUCAACAAGCCAUUGGGAUCCGCUCAUUGUGGCUGAUGGCGAAGAUUUAUCGAGAUGCAGGUCGUGUGGUGGAUGAUGUCCUUGCGAAGCGCCGUGGGCUCAAGGCUGCUCUGUACCUGCACGACUUCCAGGACCCUCGGGCCAUUUGCAAGUUGUCCGCUUCAACUCUAGCGCACAGCGAGGCUUUGACAAAGGUCCUGGCUGAGGCACGCUUAGAGACCAGUGGCCUCUUCCUGGUCAUGGCCUUCGAUCUCCUCUUGGGCCAAGGCCUGCGCGGUGGCGGCCAACUCCGUCGCCGCUUCGAUGCCGCCGCGCUCCGCCUCCGCCGCGCCUGGGCGUCGAGGGACCCGCCGAGCGCUGGCGCCGGAGGCGCGAGCGAGGUGGGCUGGGCGGCGCUGCCGCGCUACGUGCGGGUGAACGGCGUGAAGAUGGGGAAGACGGGGAAGAAGGCGGUGCUGAAGCAGUUGAGGAAGGCCUUGAAGGAGAAGAGGGCUCAAGAGCUGCAAGAGGGGAAGGAGGUGGAGCCUGAAGUGGCUGAGGUGAAGGAAGAUGAGGUGGUGCCCAACGUGCUGGUACUUCACCCAAGCUCUCGCGCAUGGCUUCAGAACCUCCCAGAGGUCCUCAGUGGUCAACUCGUACUGCAGGAUCGCUCCAGCUGUUUAUCCGCCUUGGCCGCUGGCUUGACGCCAGGGACCACGGUCGUGGACUCCUGCGCAGCACCGGGGAGCAAAACCUCGCAUGCCAUCGACCUGCUUGAGGGCAGCGGCCGUAUGUUUGCCUUCGAGAAGGAUCCCAAAAGGGCCUCCUCUUUAUUGGAGCGGCUACGUCUUUUGACCGGCUUUCAGGAGGUCGCCCUUCACACCCGGACCAAAAAGAGCAAAGCGAACCGCGCAAGCCGCGCAAGUGCUGCGCUGGCACGAGGACGCUGCUUGCCAGUGGGCUCAAAGCCCGGUGUUGAGG